UUUAUCGAGACGGGACGGCUAAUAUAAUAUUUUAAUGACGCUAAGUAUUUUAAUGGAUGUUAUAAAAAGCAUCGAUACAGAGAAUUAAGAGCUUAAGUGAAAGUAAUAGUGCUAGAUAAAGAUUGUAUGUAUGUUAAAUUGAACAUCAAUUGCUCGGAAAAUAAUGAAUUAUUGACGUAUAAAGUGCUGCCGUUGACACUCCUUCAUCAAAAUGUCUCCGUUAUGCAUUAUUGAAACCUUUUAGGACAUUGUUACUACAGUUUUUGGGUUUAGAAAAAGUUUUAUUUAAGGAAACAUAUGUGCUGCAAUUUUGACGUUUAGGGUAGGAUAUAAUUUUUGUAUUAUAUCAGUUUUCGAGUGGAAGCGCUGUCAGGAACAGUUGGAUUUAGAUAGUGUUAUGUUUUAAUUAUUAUUAAAUAAACUUCAAGUGAAACUUUUAAAGCACGCGCAAUUUAAAGUGGCUUGGGUGCGUUUAUCAACCAUUUGUAUUCGGAUUUCUUUCUAAUAGGAAUUUCCUCCAUUGGUAGGCGACUAUGAAUACAACACAUUCGAUCACUGUCGGCUCGAGCGACGAGAGUCUUUAUUGGCUAACCAACGAUAUGGGCGAAAUCGCUGACAUGCAAAUGAGCAAUGAAAAUAGAACUCGCAACGCCAAUAUUACAGAUACCGGAAGGAAUGAAGGGCUUGCCCAGGUAGAAAUUGCUGUGUUGGGGGCAAUUUUAUGCAUGGCCUUACUUGGUAACUUGAUCGUUAUCGUUGUUCUUAUAUACAGGAAGAGGAAACUAAGUCGAAUGCAAAUGUUCAUUAUUCACCUAGCGGUUGCAGAUAUUUCGGUUGCACUUUUUCAGGUCUUGCCUCAACUUGUGAUGGAUAUUACAUUUAAAUUUGAUGGAAACAAUUUUCUUUGUAAGCUUGUCAAGUACAUGCAAGUUGGAACAAUGUAUAGCUCCACCUACGUAUUAAUCAUGACCGCUUUAGACCGUUAUAUGUCCAUAUGUGAUCCGCUAAAUUCACAAACAUGGACAAGAAAGAGGGUAAAUGUUAUGGCUGCAAUAGCUUGGAUCCUUUCUGCCAUAUUUUCAUUACCACAAUUAUUUAUCUUCUCCUAUAAACAAAGACUUGAUGGAGUUUACGACUGCAUGGAUAAUUUUGAUUUGCAAAAGCAAUUUUGGACAUUGCAAGCUUACGUUACAUGGAUAUUCAUAUCAGUAUAUGCCGUUCCUUUUGUGAUACUGACCAUAUGCUAUACAAAGAUUUGCCACGUAGUUUGGGUUAGCGUGAACGCAAAAGAAACACAUAAGGCAGUCAAGCGCAAAACACACUACAGAAACGGGUCUUCGCCAUAUCACAACGAGGAGACUGUAACAAACCCGAGAGCUCACUCAAAGAAAAUGUCCAAGUCCAAAAUCAAGACUGUGAAACUUACGCUUACAGUUGUGAUCUGCUUUAUCGUAUGUUGGGCGCCAUUCUUCAUUACACAGAUGUGGUCAGCCUUUGAUAUGAACGCACCCUACUUUACAAGUCAUAUAAUUGCUAUCGCAACGCUUCUGGCCAGUCUCAACUCUUGUACAAAUCCUUGGAUUUAUCUCGCAUUCUCCGACAAACUGUGCAAUAGAAGAAAACCAACUUCAAUGAAAACGUGGAUGUCAACUGCAAACACAUACAUGUCUGAAACAGAGAGAGAUCAUUUGCGUAUGCGCCAGUUAAAUCCGGACAAUACGUCAUUGUCGUUGUCCAGGUCAUUCAAUGACUAAUACUUGACAAUACUUGACAAGAACUAUUAUUAUUUUUAUUUUUGUUUUAAAUUUGUUAAAGCUGCACUCUCACAGAUUGAACGUUUUGACAACUAUUUUAU
Molecule: messenger RNA, 1855 nt
Organism: Mya arenaria
Lineage: Eukaryota; Metazoa; Mollusca; Bivalvia; Myida; Myidae
Product: cephalotocin receptor 1-like
Exons: 3
Coding region: 534-1754 (406 amino acids)
Biological process (GO): G protein-coupled receptor signaling pathway
Cellular component (GO): membrane
Molecular function (GO): vasopressin receptor activity; peptide binding
Source: RefSeq, a predicted model, not a curated record